Molecule: messenger RNA, 1047 nt
Organism: Soboliphyme baturini
Lineage: Eukaryota; Metazoa; Nematoda; Enoplea; Dioctophymatida; Soboliphymatidae
Source: the annotation of a GenBank genome assembly
AUGUCAGCGAAUGAAUUCGCUAGCAAACGACUUGCUUUUUUGCAUGAUCUGCAUUCGGGCAAGGUCACCGGUGGCUACAAGACGGCGCUCGAGACGGUCAACUAUGUACGGCGUACUGUUGCGACGGCUAAAUGGAAUUCGGCUGAAGACCUGAUGAAACUUCUGCAGCGCGAGUGCCGGUACUUCACCCUGUGCUUACCGAAAUGCUACGUCGUCACGAACAUGAUCAAGAGAAUUCUGAGGCUGAUCCGCGACGAGCAUCUCAGGUUAGCAGGUGCAUCAGAGGAAAUCAUUAGGGACCCGUACGACUCUCUGCCAAGGCUGUGGGAGGAGGACACUAUUCAGGAGACGGCUACAUCCGUCAAGCACCUGCGAACGUCGUUGAUUGAGACCGUACAUGAGUUCGUCACCGAAAUCGAGACCUGCUCUGACAACAUUGCCAUCCAAGCGUUGGACCACAUCAACACAAAUGACACGGUGAUGACCAUUGGCUUUUCGACGACCGUCGAGCGUUUCCUUCUGUCUGCUGGGAAAACUCGUCGCUUCAACGUGUAUAUCGCCGAGUGCGCGCCGUCCUACUCGGGUCGAAACCUGAUGACUAUUCUUCGAACUUGCCCCAACAUUCAGGCUGAACUCAUCCCUGACGCAAAGAUUUUCUGCUGUAUGUCACAGACGGACAAGGUGAUCAUCGGCGCUAGCGAGGUACUCGCCAACGGAGGCAUUCGGGCGAUGUGCGGCACUUACACCAUGUGUUUGUGCGCUUCCCACUUCUGUGUACCCGUCAUCGUUUGCGCCUCGUUCUACAAGCUAACGCCUGUGUUCGUUUCCGGCGAUGAUCAGGAAGCGUUCAAUGAACUAAGGUCCCCCGCAGAAGUUGUAUCUUUCUCCUCCGAUGUUGUUACUAAAAUGGACAUUCGCAACCCGGCGUACGACUGCGUUUCUCCCGACCUCAUAACGUUACUGAUUACAAACGUAUCUGGAAAUGCACCGUCGUACAUAUAUCGUCUCAUCAAUGAACUUUACCACCCUGCGGAUUUGCUCCUGUAA